Messenger RNA from Ramularia collo-cygni, 1737 nucleotides. RefSeq lists its product as uncharacterized. Bases 1 to 1737 code for a protein of 578 amino acids. The transcript has a single exon. The record is from RefSeq and is a predicted model, not a curated record. Lineage: Eukaryota; Fungi; Ascomycota; Dothideomycetes; Mycosphaerellales; Mycosphaerellaceae.
AUGUUCGCAGGCCUAAUCGUCUAUCGGGGUGGCCAACUGAACGAGUUGGAGAAGAGUGGGCUAUUGCGUCAACAAACGACGGAAGAAUCGUUCUUACCUCCCUUGCUCAUCACGAGCAGAACCAACCAUGCAAGGAUAGUUCCCGAGAAGCAUGCCUUCUCAUACUCUUACCUGUUUGUUGGGGUGCCCGUUGGAUUCCACGGCAGUGUCAAAGGUGUUUUGUCUGUUGAUAGCGAGCAUCCCGGCUGGUUCGACAUUCGCUCCAAGGACUUCCUCUUUCGUUCCAAGAUACAGCAUGGCAUAGGAGAGAAGUUGAAGCGUUACCUUCAUGCAAACGGAGUUACCGACAGAGACUAUGCGUUUGCAUAUCUUGUCACAGCACCUCGAUUUCUCGGCUACAGUUUCAACCCCGUUUCUUUCUGGUAUCUGUAUGAUUCCGACACAAAACUCAAGUACAUGGUCCUGGAAGUCAACAAUACCUUUGACGAAAGAAGGAUGUACCUGCUGAAGUCCGGAAACGCAAAGACCGCCAACGAAUAUAAUUCGGAUGGCCUCAAAACGCUGGUGUUCGAUACAUGGGAGAAGGACUUCCACGUCUCUCCAUUCAAUAGUCGGAAAGGAACCUAUUCUCUCAGAGCGAUUGAUCMGUUGGCAGCAUACGAGAAGACCGGCCACGUCAAGAUAGACAACACCAUUGUCCUCCGUUCAUCGAAAGACACUGCAAAGAUCGUUGCUCGCGUGAUGUCUGAAGGAACACCCGUGGACCCAGAAUCGAUAACGACUUUCCAACUGACCAAGUUCAUCAUUGGCUGGUGGUGGGUUGGUCUGGCGACAUAUCCUCGCAUUGUCUGGGAAGCUCAAAGGCUUUUUUUCCGGCGCAAGCUGCACGUUUGGUACCGACCCGAAACUGCUCCGACCAAUCUCGGAAGAAGUUAUAGUAAUGAUGAAGAACGACUGGAGGUCAUCUUUCGUGCCUUCCUUACGCACGUUGUCGAACGUUCCGACAAAGCACUCCGCGUCAUCUAUGAGCCGGCUCAUAAUGAAGAUGGCGAGAUCGUUCUAUAUUCCCCACGAUUCACCUACGAAGAAGCACACACCAGCACGGUCACUCUGAAGGUCCUGACACCGGCAUUCUACAGUCGAUUCGUGCAUUACGCUCACUCCAAAGAGGCUUUCGAUAGAGAGAGUCUCGCAACCGACGAAAGGAAUCGCACACUGGUCAUAGAAGGCGCUCAUGCACUCCCCAUCUUGCUGGACGCCAUGGAGGAUAUGAAGCAAUCCGUUAUCCCGCCGCCCCGAAGGCCCAAGUGGCUCGAGCGUCAACGAUGGAAGCUUCUGCGAAGUCUACGAUGUCCUCCAGCCGCUGCCAGCUACUCUUCCGAAGUGAGCAAGAUCGAUGAGCAAGACGCAUUGAAGGAUAUCCGCUCAUUCCCGCACUCCGAAUUGGAUCACUUCGUUCAACAGGAUGCCUCGUAUGUUGGACCGUAUUGUCGGAUUGUAAUUAGGCUGUUUGUUGCUGAGCGAUUAGUCUUUGGCAUACCUGCUUUGCUCUCACUUUGGGACUGGGUAGUUCGAGUCAUCCUGGUGUUGGUUCCCAUGAUUUACGCAGAUCACGUCGAUGUUUUUGACGAUUUGCGGCCACGACCUCUCCAGCGGUCAGACAUAUACAUAACCGGCGGAGCUUUUCUACUUGCCAACAAUGUCCACAUAUGGAGUUACAUCAAGGGCUGGGGAUGA